Coregonus clupeaformis (lake whitefish) is the source of this 6092-nucleotide messenger RNA. Its product is annotated as immunoglobulin superfamily DCC subclass member 4-like. NCBI's taxonomy places the organism in Eukaryota, Metazoa, Chordata, Actinopteri, Salmoniformes, Salmonidae. Gene Ontology annotation, molecular function: protein binding. The record is from RefSeq and is a predicted model, not a curated record. Gene Ontology annotation, cellular component: plasma membrane; axon. Gene Ontology annotation, biological process: cell-cell adhesion; axon guidance.
GACUUGCCAGUGUGUUCAAGGGAGAGUGUGUGUACGUGUGCAUACGUCCGUGCUUGUGUGUGUGUACGAGUGUGUGUGUGGAGCAGCCAACACACUUGCAUUCGCUCACAGCAUGGCGAUGAAGCGCCGAGAGACACGACGGCUCUCUCCCGACUAAAUGCUACCCUGUUCUGAGUGAAAGCAGGGGACUAUGCCAAAGGGAUAUACAUUAACUAAUAGCCAACUAAUAUUCUACUUCAGAGAGGAGAUUAUUGCGGAUUCCAUUAUAUGCAUGUUGCUAGCGGUAUAGCUGGCUGUAGAGACCCACACGCUGCUUUACCCCUCUGCUGGAAAUCAAUGCUUUACAUGGCGGUGGAGACUAUCUGGUUUUUCUAUCUACUUUCGUUGGGCUUCUGUGGACCAUCCGUUCAAGAGAAGCCUGUGAUGGUGGAGCUGAGCUGUGGGGCAGGGCCUGUCCUCGUGGUACUGGAGCUGGGACAGCCCCUGCUGUUGGAAUGUCACCUGGGGGCCACGCCCCUGGACACGCCUCUCAACGUCACCUGGCUGCAGGAUGGGUUACCCGUGCUGGAGGGGGAGGGGGACUCCCUCAGGACCCUGGCCAACGGCUCACUGCUGGUGCUGCCCACCUCUGUGGAUGGCCGGACCCCUCAGGGGGUGGAGGGGGGCUACAGCUGUGUGAGCGCCGGCCCCUUUGGAGCCCUGACCAGCCGCACCAUCACCGUUCACCUGGCCACGCUGUCUCGUUUCCAUCAGGACCCAGAGGCCCAGGUGGUGCCCGUGGGGGGUGCUUCCCGCUUUGAGUGCCAGAUAGAUGGAGUGCCCACGCCAAGGAUAACCUGGGAGAAGGACCAGGAACCCAUCCCCAGCCAGCCUAGGUUCAUCUCUCUCCCUAACGGUGUGCUCCAGAUCUUGGGGGUGGUUAAGGAGGAUGGGGGUGCGUACCGCUGUGUGGCCUCCAACUCUGCCCGGAAACGCUUCAGCCAGGAUGCCAUCCUCACUGUCACUACAGGUCCUGUCCCUGCCCAGAGUGAGGUGGUGAUCAUGGCACCUCCUCAGAAUGCCACGGUGGUGCAGGGGCAUCCAGCGGUGAUGGAGUGUGUGGCCCAGGGGGGGCAGCCCAAACCCCUGGUGUCCUGGAGCAGACAGGAUGGGAAGCCCAUCGCCACCGACGUGGUUGUCCUGGAAACCAACCUCGUGAUCCCCAACACACGGCGUUACCAUGCGGGGGUCUACGUCUGCCGUGCCAACAAACCCAAGACCCGCGAGUUUGUCAUCGCUGCGGCUGAACUGCAUGUGCCAGCCCCACCAGUGAUCCUCCAGCCCCCAGAGACGGUGUCUCUCUCUCGGGGAAACACAGCAAGGUUUGUGUGUAACAGCUCUGGGGAGCCUCCCCCGGCGCUGCACUGGCUGAAGAAUGGCAAGCCGGUCAAGUCUAACGGGCGGGUGAAGACCCAGAGCCCUGGGGUUCUGCUCAUCAACCAGCUGGGUCUGGAUGACGCAGGGUACUACCAGUGCAUCGCUGACAACGCUCUGGGAACGGCCUGUGCUACAGCCAAGCUGUCUGUCAUCGUGAGAGAAGGUCUACCCAGCCCGCCACGCCAGCUCUCUGCCAUACCCCACUCCAGCACCACCGCCCUCCUCACCUGGGAACGGCCCGAACACAACAGUGACCAGAUUAUAGGCUUUUCUGUGCACUACCAGCCAACUUCAGGCUCUGAUAACAUGGAAUACCAGUUUGCUGUGAACAACGACACCACAGAGUACCAUGUGAAGGAGCUACUGCCACACACAGCCUAUACCUUCUACGUGGUGGCCUACUCCCCCAUGGGAGCCAGCCGCCCGUCACUGCCCGUCACCGUGGAGAUGCUGGAGGACGGUGAGUAUACCCAGUGCCCUCCACAGCUGUCCCUGCUCAGCACCUCCCCUACAGACAUCAGAGUGAUGUGGCUGCCCCUGUCCUCCCAGCACAGCAGAGGAGCUGUCACCCGCCACCGCAUCGACUACUGCAAACUGGAACAGGUGGACAAUGUGUUUUCUGUGGAGGUGGGGGGGAAUGAGACUCAGCUUACCUUGCGGGAGCUGCAGCCUAACCAGGCCUAUCGACUGCGGAUGGCAGCAGGAACGGGAGCAGGCUUUGGUGUGCCAUCUGAGUGGGCUCAGCACCACACCCCAGACCACUUUAACCACAGCAUGGUGAUCUUUGCUCCCACAGAGCUGAAGGUUAGGGCCAAAAUGAACUCCCUCCAUGUCACAUGGCAACCCCCGCCCAAUCACACGCAGAUCUCCGGCUACAAGCUAUUUUGCAGGGAGGUGGUUGGUGAGGAUCUGACCAAUGGGGAGGCUCAUCCUGAGAGGGAGAGGGUCAGGAGGAUGGAGGCCCACACCAUCAAGCUCCGUAAGAGAAUCAAACAUCAUGAGGUCACUAGUCUGGUUCCUGACAGACUAUAUGAAGUGAAGGUGUGGGCCUUCAAUAAGCAGACGGAUGGCUAUGCUGCAGGAUGGAAGGGCAGGACGGAGAAGGCACAUGGCAAAGCGCCCCCUAAGGGGAACCCCCCUCCACUGCCCCCCAGCAGCAUCAAGGCUAUAGCCAACAGCUCCACAUCCAUCUGGCUGCGCUGGGAGAAACCUCGCUUCAGCAACGUCCGCAUCAUCAACUACACUGUACGCUGUAACCCGGCCGGCAUCAGAAACGCAUCGCUUGUGUCCUACUACACCAGCUCUGCUCAGGAGAUCCUCUUGGGGGCGCUAAAACCCUACACCCGCUACGAGCUGGCUGUGCAGUCCAAUGGAGUAGACGUGGUUGGUCCCUUCAGCGGCACCGUGGAGGAGUCCACUCUCACUGACAUACCCUCCACCCCCCCAGCGGAGCUGCAGCUCAGUGCCUUGGACUCCUCCUCUGUGUUGGUGAACUGGCGCCCUCCUGUGGAGCCCAAUGGCGUCAUCAUCAGCUACAGGAUCCUAUACACCAUCAACCUCAGCCAGCCUGAGCAUCUGUGGAACAACCUCUCCCAAGAUGGGACCAUCAUGAGUGCUGAGGUAACAGGGCUGUCUAGUGGGUCACAAUACUUCUUUAAGAUGGGGGCGUCCACUGAGGUGGGGGUGGGGCCUUAUUCCCCAGUGAAGGAUGUGCACACUCCUCCCAAGAAAUAUGAGCUGGACAUCCAUGCAGUGACAGGCAUCAUAGUUGGUGUGUGUCUGGGGCUGCUCAGCAUUCUCCUUUGUAUGUGUGUCAGCUUCCGCAACGGCAAGGCCAGAGAGGUGUCUGGGGGGCUGGACUCCACAGCUCUGCCCCCACAGUACCGCCGUGGGGGUAGGUCUGUACCCACCAUGGUGCCAGAAUGCAGUGAUUGCCAUGAGCUAGAGACCCUGAUGCCCCUGGGCAGCCUGGACCAUGACCAUGACCCCGACCAACCCCUCACAGAGCCCACUGAGGAGCACAGCCUCAUGGGUAAUGUAGGAGUAGGGGACGAUGCCCUAGGAGCUGAGCUCAAGGCUGCUUGGAAUGGGUCAGUUAGUCGUAACUGGGCCAACCGGAUCACCAGAUACAGGGAUACCAUCACAGAGGACUCUCCAACUCUCAACAAUGGAACUCUGGACAUGGCCAAAACAGAGAAUGGCAAGGGCGACCCUGAGGACCGACUGGGCUCCUCCCUGUGCAGCUGUAACCAGGUGGAGGCAGAGGUAAUAGUUCACUCUGAGCUGUCCGACCUGGAGAAGGAGCAGCAGGAGGCGCAGAGUGACGGGGAGGAGGACUCUCAGGCCACCAGGGGGCCCUCACUGUCCGAGGCAUCUUACUCCCCAGUCAGACAGCCUGCCCAGGCACCACAACAUCCACGAGAGCCAGUCAGACAGCCUGCCCAGGAACCACAAUAUCCAGGGGAGCCAGUCAGACAGCCUGCCCAGGCACCACAACAUAUAGGGGAGCCAGUCAGACAGCCUGCCCAGGCACCACAACAUCCAGGGGAGCCAGUCAGACAGCCUGCCAAGGCACCACAACAUCCAGGGGAGCCAGUCAGACAGCCUUCCCAGGCACCACAACAUCCAGGGGAGCCAGUCAGACAGCCUGCCCAGGCACCACAACGUCCAUCACAAGGGGAGGAGUCCCUAGAGACACAACCCCUGCCCAAGGUCCCACCCGGCCCUGUCCUGGAGCCAGUGUCCAAUCACAAUGGGCAGCCAGAGGGCAUGGUUGGGGGCAUGAUGGGCGUGGCAGCCCAACUGACUGUAGAUGUGGGGCGGCACCCAGGAAUGGGGCUCACCAACGGCUUCCACUCCACCAAGCCCCUGCGGCCGGGGCAGGAGACCCUGGGGAACGGGGACUCCAGACACUGCCCCCCUCCCCCGUCCCCCUCUCCUUUUGUCAGCGCCGGCCUUGUCCACUCUAACUCAGCAGCGCACAGCUACCUGUGCCCUUAGCAAGAGGAGAAACAACCCCCCACACCAAGACCAGUUGGAAUUCUUUAUUUUUCUCAUCCAUGAUGAAUCAAAGGAUUUUCUUUAAAGCACCUCAGUAUCUGAUUUUCUUCUUCCUGGCUCAGUUUUAUAGGUACUUUGAAUCCAUUGUUUUAUAUGUGUAUAUAUACAGUAUAUAUUUUUUUGUGCUAGUAUGUAUGGGUAUUCAUUUUGUUGCAUAGCAGCAGUAUGUUAGUCUGGCCUUACUCUGUACUUUCCUACAGGCUCCUAUUACAGACGUACGAUGACGGAAGCAUAUUGUAGAAAGGAGGCUAUUCCUUUUUUCAUAAGCCUUGACCUGUUGGACCUGUUGGACUCUGAGAAUGAGCGUGGGUACAUCAGGCCCGGCCUUUGGUUAACUGAUUAUGGUGGAGAGGCUCUUGAUUAAGCACCACGGAUGAAGAUAGAGCAGAACCAUGACCAUGUGGCCCUUUCACUCUCACCCUGGCUCCUUUCAAAUGACUGAGCUGUUCCUAUUGGCUUCACUGUAUGGAUGCUGCCUGCCCCAGCACCAGGAAAGAAGCCUUAUAUUUACACACUCUGAGAGUGCAGACCUCCUGUCUCUCUCUCCAACCUCCUGCUGUCUCAGGAUCCACACACACACAAACACAAACACACACACACAUUCCCUGACUAGAGCUUGUGGGUCUCAGGUGCCUAAUAUUUUAGGCGCAUUUUUAACCUCUGUAUAUUUAUAUAGAUGAUUAUAUUCAAUAAAAUAGGACAAAUAUGUUGAAAAUGAAGAAAAAGGAAAAUAAAUGAGGCAAUUGAAGAAAAUAUGAAGGAACCGCAUACAGUACAUGUAGUUGAUAUAGGUUGCAUUAUUUUGGGGGGAGGACUAGAUGAGACGUGUACUGUAAGUGUAUGACAAAAUAACACAUCUUACAGCAGUGGUCUCCUGGUUUUGCUCCCAGUCAACAGCACUACCUCAUUUCUUUACAGGAUGGUUUGUUGGUGAUUUUAAUAGUGUCGUGCAGAUAGGUGCAACUUUUAGAAUCAGUUUUUUAACUGUUUGAUUCAAUACUUUCAUGAAUAACUGCCUAUCCCCUUCUUUCUGUGUACAUCAAUGUGUAUUACAUUUACAUUUUACAUUUACAUUUUAGUCAUUUAGCAGACCUACAGGAAAUGACACGUAUGGUACAUAACGGCCUGUCACAGAUCUCUGUUUAUUGCCCUUUUCCUCUUAAUCAGUUGUUCCAUUAGAUCUGGGUUUCCAACUGUCGUCACUCCCCCCAAUGUUACAUCUACUUUGGAUGGGAGCAGAAAAACAUUUUUAAUUUACCAAUUACCUCAAAUCACUUUUCACCUUAGGUAAAUAAUGCAGCAGUUUAGUUACCAGACCUACUACAGAUGAACAAGCCUCCAUCAGGAGGCCUCACCCUUUGUGAUGUCAUCUCACUCAUCCUUUCUCAGCUGUGUCUGAGCUCCUCCCUCUGCAGGUGAGAGGGGGAUGGAAAUAUCAUAGAGAAAUAGACCUAGAAACCACUUCUAUUUUCAGCCAUAUUUCCAGUCUUUCUUUGUACUUUUGACUAUCGCAAACCUGAGGUCUUUCACAAUACCGCAUGUAAAGUCUACACCACUUUGAACUUUUUUCACAUUUUGUUGCGUUACAAAGUGGAAUUAAAAUGGAUUUAAUUGUC